Molecule: messenger RNA, 396 nt
Organism: Magnolia sinica
Lineage: Eukaryota; Viridiplantae; Streptophyta; Magnoliopsida; Magnoliales; Magnoliaceae
Exons: 2
Coding region: 1-396 (131 amino acids)
Source: RefSeq, a predicted model, not a curated record
AUGAGGUUCAAAAAGAAAGGGAAGUUAGCACCGUGUUUCAUCAGGCCUUUCGAGAUUUUAGAUCAUGUGGGAGCCGUAGCAUACCGCCUUGCGCUACCUACUGCACUGGCCGGUAUCCACAACGUCUUUCACAUAUCUAUGUUGAAGAAAUAUACACCAGACGAGUCGCACAUCGUUAGUUGGGAGCAGAUCGAGCUUACAGAUAAUGCCUCCUACACCGAUGAACCUAUCCGUAUCUUGGACCACAAGGAGCAUGUCCUACGGACAAAGACAAUACCACUAGUCAAGGUUCUUUGGACAUACCACGGGAAAGAAGAAGUGACAUGGGAACGAGAAGCAGAAGUUAGGAAAAUGUGCCCUCACCUGUUCAGUGACACACCACAGGGAGUUGCGUGA